AAUAUAAUAAGCGAGGGAGAGGAGCCUGAUGAGGAAGUUGAGAUCUGCUGUAAUAAUACAACACACCCACCUCUCCCUGUCACAAGACUAGACUUAUUCAUGACGGUGGGGGUGGGGGGUUCAUGUGUGCUUGGUGCGUGUUGCAUGCUUGCAUGCACGAGUAGUGAUCCAUUCAUGCAAGCAAUGCAAGUCUUGUGUACAUCAUAUUUUGCACUCCCCAUAUGAUGAGAGGUAUUAAUGCACCAUUAUUAAUGUAGCUGUGGUAUUGCAGUGAAUAGGUGUAAGUGCAUCAGUGCACAUAUAGAGCAGACAGGGACAGUGCACGAGCUAAGGUCAAGGCUUGUAUUCUGCCAGGGACUCUCUGUUAAACAGGAUGUAGCAGUUGCUCAGAGCGGGAACAGGUGGCUGUCAACGUGACUACAGCCAGUGAAUCACAGCUAACAGUUGCCCCCAGAGUUUGCACCACUCCCCCGAUCUGCAAGCACACAAGAGAAAAGGGAGUUUUAUCCAGGCUCACGCGCUGAGAUAAAACUCCCCACCUCGUUUGUUUCCAAACUUUGCCCCCCUCGACACUCUUCCCCGCGCGGUGCUUCAGCACUUUGUGGCUACUAUAGCGGUAAUCGGUGUUAUAUUUGGGCUCCUCGCGGAAGGAAAUAUGAGCCGCGAGGACAGAGCGGAGCUGUCCACGCGGCCAGGGAGGCAACGCGGGCGCCGCGCGCUGCGGGCAGUUUGGAAGAUGCUGUCUGUGCUAAUCAGCACUCUGCACGGUGAUUUGCUCAUGCAGUGUUAUGAUGAUUCAACAUGAGCUCAGCCCUCAUUAGACAGAAGAAGGAGUAGAUAUAUUUUGAAGAGCAAAGUGGAAGCCAAGAGGGUUCUGCAUGACGGAUCUUUUCUCUCAAAUUAAUGCUCCUUCUUGGACUUUUAUUUUUGGGUUCUCUGAGAGUCACCGUCGGCAAGCAGGAGCUGUUGUCGGGGCUCGUUGACAUGCAUUCCCCCUGAGCUGGGCGACGCCUCCUUCGGUGUUGUGGUGGCAGGAUGCCAGUGCAGGCAGCCCAGUGGACAGAGUUCCUGUCCUGUCCCAUCUGCUACAAUGAGUUUGACAGCAGCGGCCACCAGCCCAUCAGCCUGGGCUGCUCCCACACGGUGUGUAAGACCUGCCUACACAAACUGCACCGCAAAGCCUGCCCCUUCGACCAGACGCCGAUCAGCACGGACAUCGAUCUGCUGCCGGUCAACUGCGCCCUGCUGCAGCUGGUUGGAGCUCAGGUCCCAAAUCUGCAGCAGGUGAGCCUGAGCAGUGCAGCAGAGGUGGCACACUAUGAGGUCUGCAGGGUGUGUGUAGAAGAGCUGGCUCUCUACUUAAAACCUAUCAGCGGAACAAAAGGUGUGGCGACCCUGAGUCCGAGCGUGCUUAGUCGGCCCAUGCAGAGGAAGCUGGUGACCUUGGUGAACUGCCAGCUGGUGGAGGAGGAGGGCCGUGUGCGGGCUGUGCGUGCAGGCCGGUCGCUGGGGGAACGGACUGUAACCGAGCUCAUCCUGCAGCACCAGAACCCCCAGCAGCUCUCUGCCAACCUCUGGGCGGCGGUGAGGGCGCGGGGAUGCCAGUUCCUGGGACCUGCUAUGCAAGAAGAUGCGCUGAAGCUGGUUUUGCUGGCUCUGGAGGACGGCUCGGCUCUGUCCAGGAAGGUGCUGGUUUUGUUUGUGGUCCAGAAGCUCGAGGCUCGGUUCCCUCAGGCCUCGAAAACCAGCAUAGGCCACGUGGUGCAGCUGCUCUACAGGGCUUCCUGCUUCAAGGUGACUAAGCGUGAUGAGGACUCCUCCCUGAUGCAGCUGAAGGAAGAGUUUCGUACAUACGAGGCUCUCAGGAGAGAACACGAUGCCCAGAUCGUCCACAUCGCCAUGGAGGCGGGCCUGCGGAUCUCACCUGAGCAGUGGUCUUCCCUGCUGUACGGAGACCUGGUCCACAAGUCACAUAUGCAGUCCAUCAUUGACAAGUUGCAGUCUCCAGAGUCGUUUGCAAAGAGCGUUCAGGAGCUCACAAUUGUUCUGCAGAGGACAGGAGACCCAGCCAACCUCACAAGCCUUAGACCACACCUAGAGCUGCUAGCCAACAUAGACCACAAUCCAGAUGCCCCGGCGCCAUCGUGGGAGGAGCUAGAGAGUGUGAUGCUGGCUGUGAAGUUGGUGGUUCACGGACUUGUGGAAUUCAUACAGAACUUCAGCAAGAAGAGCCACGACACUCCACAGCCUCAGGCCAACAGCAAGUAUAAGACCAGCAUGUGCCGCGACCUGCGUCAGCAGGGUGGCUGUCCCCGAGGAACCAACUGUACAUUCGCACACACACAGGACGAGCUGGAGAAAUUUAGACUGAGGAACAAGAAGAGCAGCAGCGUGGGCCGUGCGUUUCCGUUAGCACCUGGGGUUAUGGGUAAAACCUUCACCAUGGAGGGCAGCAUCCACGCAGAUGUGUCUGCUGGGGUGGGGCAGGGGCUAAAAGGCACAAUGGAAAACACAGCUCCCCUGACAGAGGGAGUUCCUGGCCUCACUCACCCCCAACUUAUCUCCAGAGGGGCUGACAUGAUAGAGGAAAUGAAGCGAGUGGUGCCAAAUGGAUCCGGUGGGGCUAACGGGUCCAGCGUGCUAUCUGGCGCCAACAGAAUUGCGUCGGGGUCAACAGAACAGAAGCCCAUAUCCCCUCCCAGGACACCAGUCAGUCACUCCACAGCAUCGUCUCCCUUGACCACAGUUGGACGGGGUGAUGGCAGUGCUCCCGUACCCAAACAUGGUCAGUUCAUGCUGCGAGCACCACAUCCUUCGCAGGCGACAGAGCUGUACUAUCAGGAGCCCCACUCCGCUUAUGACACAGCCCACUAUCAGCCAACCUCAGGUUCUUACUACCCAUCUACCCUUCACGCCCCGCACAAACCCUGCAUGGCUCGCUUCCUCCGAUCGUCUAAUGUCCCAGAAUCCUCCCUGCCACCCUCCAUCGGCCCUCCGCCGACCUCCUACCCCAGUGACCCUCAGACGCCACACCCGCCUUCCUCCUCUUCCUCGGGGUACCCACCGCACCCGCCUAGAGAUCGGAUGGGUCCCGCCUUCCACGCCCACCCGGGGCAGCCCCAGUAUGGGCCUCUGGCUCCUGCUCAUGGGGUUUAUGCUCCCCUGUAUGACAGCAGGAGAGUAUGGAGGCCUCAGCUUUACCACAGAGAGGAUGCCAGGAGUAACUCACUGCCCCCAGAGGUGCUGCAUUCCUCUGUCUACCAGCCUCCACUCAGGGAGAGAUUCAACUCUCUAGAUAGCAACUACUGCUCUGGAGCUGAACACCGUGCAGGGCUACACAGGGAUUACGGUCGUGUUCCUCUGGGCUACGAGGAUCUGUUCAGAAGGAAGCAGGAGCAGUGGGCUCAUCAUCACCAUCAUCACAACACCAACAGACCUUCCCAGUCCUCCCCCAUCUUCACCAUCGAUUUUGCAACUGAGCACGUAGAGAGCAGCGGAGGCCAAUGCGUGGGGUGCAGGUUCAGAGGCGAGGAAAGCUUAGCGCACUACUCCCCGUGGUCCUGCGGUACCAUCGGCCCCUGCCUCAGCCCCUUUGAGCCUGAAACGCUCACACACACUUCAGCUCACUCCUGCUCUGAACACUCGGAGUUAGACAGCAAUGGAGGGGGAGGCGGAGGCGUCGGUGGCAGCAGCGUCGGGAAGCGGUGGCUGCAUUCGCUGGAUCACUACCGCCGCCUGAAGGACGAGGACCCGAUCAUUCCCUUCAGCGAGGGGCCCAUUAUCUCCAAGUGGGGCGCCAUAUCCAGGGCGUCGCGCACGGGCUACCACACCACCGACCCUGUCCAAGCCACAGCCUGCCAGAGCAGUGCCAGCACCACGCCCAUCAACUUUAAAGAUUACAACCCCCAUUUGGAUCAGAGUGACUACAGGUGGAGCUCCAGAGGAUCAGACUCCUCCAGCCACUCCAGUUUCCUUGAAAGUGAGCAGCUCUGUGCAUCGGAGCUGCACGGCCGUCGAACUUCAAUAAGUAGUGGAGAGAAAAUGGUUUCUGAUCUGCAAGCCCAUCAGACCACCUAUAGCCAGGAUCGGGACCGGGCUGAGAGCGAGUCAGACCCAGACCGGGACAUUGAGCUCGAACUGUGCGCUCUGGACAUGGAGGAUUCAGACCACCAGGAGAUCAAGUCUCAGGAGUCUUUAGACCUGGCUACCCCACAGUCUCAGGAUGCUUCCCACCUCCUCCCACCUCCCUGCUCCUCUCCCCUCCUCUCAUCCCCUGUAGAGGAUCACCCCCAAACAGAGGGUCCUUCAACAGAAAAGAUGGAUGCUCACCUGUUGAAAAAGAUGGCCUUCAGGAAGUCUCUGUCUCCUGGAGGGUUGGUCUCAGGAGGCCUGGGUGUUGGCAAACUGGUGCUGCGGACUGGACCUUCUCGACUGGGGGACGCCUCCACCCGGGGUUGUCCGGAAACGCCUGGGACAGAGAUGCUACUCAAUGGAAGCUAAGGGGACACAAAGUCAGGCAGCGACCUGUAUCGUGCUAGCGCUGAGCUGCUAGCCCACAACCAGAUCCUGGUUAAAGGGAAUACCAUUUAAUUCCAGCCUUCAUAUAUGUAAAUCAUAUGCCUAAAUAAAACUUGACAGAUAUGGGUCAACGGUCUGUGCUGUGCCACACCGCAAGGGGAAAGAGAAAACACACUGCCCUGCCUCCUAAGUGGUAAUUUUCACCAAUGUAUAGCUUCACACAGAAUUUAGUGAUAUCAGCGUUUAUGCCUAGUAAGGUACAUGAUCAGUCUGCCCUUACAGUAGAUGCUGAUGAUGUUUGCAGUUUAAUCCCUGGUCAGACAUGUGGUCUGCCAGACAGCAAAACCCCAUUCAGUAGGUGGCAGUACAAUAGGUGAGAUUUCUUCAGUCGUGCCACUUUUUCAGUUUACGUUAGGAUUUCCUCACCAAGGCACUGGUUUAUAAUCAAGCCCCAUAUAGCUAUACAAACAAACCUGGCAUUAUUAUGGAUAACUGAGUUAUUUUUCAUCUCUUUCUAUCUCUGUACAUGUUAAGGCCACUGGUUUCUUUUAUAGCCUUUGUUGUGUUGCUGCAUCGCACAUUUUCCAGAAAAAUGAAGAAACAGACAUAAUAAUGCUGAGAGCAAAAAUGGGUAGGGCACCCCAGCCCUCCAAUUAAAUAAGAAAACUGCUGAAAACAGGCCUCCACUAUGCUGAUAGUGAAACAAGCCUCUGUCUUUUAUGAGUCAUAUGAUCUUUUAUAUGUUGACCUUCAAAUUCCCUUGGUUGUCAUGAGAUCACAGGACACAAUGACACAGUCAUAAACUGAAUUUGUUAAUGAUCAUUGAUAACAGAGGGUCAUGAGGGAUGAACAAAGUAAAGAUGUGUUUGUUUUUUUUCCAUCCAUAAUAUAUUUUCUUUCUGCGUAACUGAAGAAUACAAAGCAAUUCUUUUAGUGAUAGAAAUUGUAUUUUGAGCUGCAGAUGGAGCUAAUUAUCUCCGAGCCACGUUAACUCACAGUCAAUCUCAAAAACUAUUGUUUCAUCUCUGUGUGCCUGUAGUGGUACUGGCAUUUAAUCCUGCUGACUGUAAGUUAGGAACAGUCUCAAAGCUCUCUCAUACACACACAUGCAAUACUGUGGCCUUCCUCUCCUUGGUGUUGUACAAAACUAAACAUUGGGCUCCACAGUGAUGUUUAACAGACUCCUGUCUUAUUUCAGAAACGGAACACUGGAAGUCAAAAUUUUUGUAAGCCCGUGACUUUUUCUGUGCUUUCCAGUCCAGUCACAUUUACAUGUGCUGUGUAAACAACAUCCAGAGGUCGUGCAUGAUUUUUCAAGCCUACAAAAGUGAGACACCACUUCCUGUGUUUCUUCAUGUUAUGUCUUUGUUUAACAUUUCAAAAAAAAAAAAAAAGUUUUGGUUUGUUUUAUUUUAUGCAUUGCUAACUUCUGUGAAGUUGUCCGUCGGGGUAUUUUUGUAUCAGGAUCUUUGUUACUCGUUUUGUUCGUUAUGUUUUAAUUCACAGCUGAGACGAAACUGAUCAUCCUGUCUGAUGUUUCUCUGUGUUUGCUAGCUGUCAGAUGCGCUGUCAUCAGAACGCCGUAAUCCACCAAAGUCUAGUUCACUGUAAUUUUGUGCAGUAUGGGUGAUUUCCAUACAGACCAGCCUUGCCUCACUCCCUUUUAUAGAUAUAUGAGGCAUCUUGUCAUGUGUGGUUUAGUCUUAAUGACUUUAGAAUGAAACAUUAACCCAUCUUAUAUAUAUAUAUAUACAGGAUUUAAAGUCAUGGAGACUCCACUGAGUUUGUUUACACCUAUUCUAAAUCUUAUGAGAUUUGUGUAGAAUGAGAAAAUGAGGGUUAACUAAUCUUUAAAUCUUCCAAGUUCCCUCUUUGAUUUCCUCUCACCUCAGCUACUGUAUCCUUUCAAAAAAAAAAAAAAACUUCAUGAGAGGCAAGCAGCAAUGUCCUUCCCCUCAAGUUAUAUCUUAAAUCCCAUUUUAGAGGAUGGCAGAAUGGCUGUACGCAUGAGGAAAGGUUUUUGAGUCACAAUUUAAAACUUUGAACAGCGAAAAUGGUGGACUUUUGGGGGUUUCUGUCUUAUCUUUCACUCAACUGCUGAGAGAAGCGGGUAGGGAAAGUGAACUAAACUGAACAAUUCUGCGUGACUUGAUGUGAUGCUUCUGUUUUUUUUGGGGUGGGGUGGGGGGUUGUAGCGUUCAUUUCUGACAAAAGGCAAGAGCCGGCGUGGGGAUUUUAGCUGCUCCAAGUCAUGAAAUUAGCCUCAGCUACCUACUGUCGCUCUGCAUCUGUUUACAACUUCACCUUUGAAGUCAUGUAACGUUAAGUGCCAUGUCGUGUACAGUACAGUACAAUCAAUCCCUGCAAUUUUUUCCUAUAGCUUUUCAUAUUCCUCUGCUGUACACUUAUGCGAGGACGGAAAGGCUGCAGUCAAAUCGAGGAGUGAGAUACUUCUCCUGUAGUUCUGCUUUGUUCCAUUAGAGGAGGCUAGAUCCUUGUCUGUCUGAAUCGCUCAGGGAAGACUUAAGUUGCUCAGCUACUGUGGCUUUUUCUAUAUUCAUUUUUAAAUAUUCUGUGGAAGGUAUUUACCUGAAUUUCACUUGCCAACUUGACAACUGAUCCUUUCGCCCAAAGCAUAAAUGGGUCAAAGUGUUAAACGCUGAUUAUAUUGUCUGCCAGUGUUUACUUUGCCAGUGUUUUCUUUUGCCUCUCAGUAUCAAUAUUGGCUUUGCUAUUCUUGCUCUCACGGGAAAGGGCUGGGCACUACUGUAUGUAAAAACAGUAUUGUGAGUAUUGAACUUAUGUCAAAGUGAUACUCCCUGUUCCCUUCAAAGUGUCUAUCAAGCACUGCAGUAGUGGCUAAUUGCACUGCACUAAUUAACCCCCCCCCCCCCCAUCACUGCCAGCAGGUGUGCUCUUGCCAGGGAGUGCCACCCCACCACCACCACCACCACUCCUGCCCCCUUUUCCCUCACCCCCAGCACCUCUGUCCUCCCUCUGCAUCCUGCCUCAUGCAUGUGAUAUAGUCCCUCUUGUGAUGGCGGAGGAGUACUGAUGAUUCUGUAGUUGUGAUACAACACACCCAGCGCUGUAAGAGUUCUGCACAUGCCCACUGUGUGGCCACGUCAAGUGCUGAAGUUUGCUUGCAGCAUUUUACUCGUUUGCUCAUGAAAAUUAAUUAUUGUUUGAUAGAGAUUAUAUUGUUAUUACUAUUAUUGUUAUUACCACAUUUGGUUGUUGUUGUGGUAUUUUUCCUUCUUAGUAUACUCUAAGUCUGCUUCUUUGUUUUUGAAUUUGAGAGUUUGCUGAAACUGUUGAAAUUUUUUAUUAGACAAGGAAGUGUCUCAUCAUUCUAACUAAAUGGAAAAAAGCCUGUUUGUUGAUUGUGAAACAUAUGAUGAACUGAUGUUUUCUGACUAUUCAUGUCUGUAUUAGACAUUUUAUUUGCGAAUCUAUUGUUCGAUUGAAAUGUAAAUGAACUAUUAAGAGAUGGUACACAUCCGUCAUUGUAUACAGUCUGGCACCAUCAUUAGAUGGACUUAUAGUAUAGAUGCUCAUUUAUACAACCUGUGAUAAUCAGCUAUAUUUAAAUGUUUAAAUCACUGGGGCAGUUGUGUAAUGUUUCAGAAUGAGGAAAAUAAAAUCCUUAAGAGACAGCAUAUCUAAAAUGUCCCCGUAAAGAAUAAUACUGUUACGUAUUCCAUUUAUUUCCUUGGAAAUAUCACAUUGUGAAAGGUUUCCCUUUUACUUAACUGUACGGUAAUGCAGGAAUGGAGUAGGUCUAACCUAUGGUGAUGAUGAUUUAUGUGCUAUUAAUGGUUGAUGAUACUGUUUGAGUGUUGUUUGACUGACUGAUUGAUUCUUCUGUGCAUUUUCUGGCUUGUUCACCUGUAUUACACUGACUUACAGACAGCUUGGCCGAGCAGCGUACUGCUUCUGUGUUGCACUGAGAGAUGGAAUUAUAUGAAAAGGAAGAUUUUAGCACAUGAAAUUGCAUGCUACAAUAAACCGACAAACAAAUAA
Messenger RNA from Lates calcarifer (barramundi perch), 8541 nucleotides. RefSeq names its product ring finger and CCCH-type domains 2 (gene rc3h2). Gene Ontology annotation, molecular function: metal ion binding. The record is from RefSeq and is a predicted model, not a curated record. The transcript has 21 exons. NCBI's taxonomy places the organism in Eukaryota, Metazoa, Chordata, Actinopteri, Centropomidae. Bases 1036 to 4500 code for a protein of 1154 amino acids.